AUGAAAAUGGGGACGAACAAAGAUCCAGUCAGUACCGACCUCAUCUAUCAACAGAUUGCUCGAGGAGUUAAAUACGGUGAAUACCGGAACGUUAAGGAUGGCUGUUUGAAACAGGAAGAAGAAUUGGCAGUGCUCACUGCUCAGCAGUACUGUAUCGAUCAUGGCUGUCUGAUCAACACCGACAAUUUAGAGCAAAGCUUAUUGGCAUAUCUUCCGCAAAACGAGAUCGGUGAUGCUGAUGAAAACGACAACGAGCGAUGGCUUCAGCUUGUACUUCAUGCAUUUAGAAAGGCUAGUUCUCGUGGUCGCAGCCUGCUGAAACGUAAUGGAAAAUUUUAUCUAAUAUCAUGCCUGCAUCACAAUGUUCAGUGA
This is a messenger RNA of Gongylonema pulchrum, 372 nucleotides long. The record is from the annotation of a GenBank genome assembly. Lineage: Eukaryota; Metazoa; Nematoda; Chromadorea; Rhabditida; Gongylonematidae.